AACUGGGGAACUGGGUGGGUGUGUGCGCGCUCCAGUCACGAGCAAAGGAAAGGGAAAUCAUUGUAAAUCCCAUUCACUGCCCGAUGCAUCCUUUUGACAGUUUUUUUCUUGGCUCUUCCUCCCCUCCUGAUCUCCCUGUCCUGUCUGUGCAGAGCAGCCCACAAACAAGCAUCGAUUGGCGGACGAUCACCUGAGUUUGUCUCCCCCCUUCACGGACCUUCAUUCAAACCAGCGUCUCACCAGCAUUGAAAACGAGUGCCGCUCUAUUCUUUCUUUCUUUCUUUUAUUUUAUUUUUAAAAGAAACAUCGAUCAAGCUUCUGCACCUCUUCUGGACAGGAGAUCUGGAGAUGAAGACGGAUUUUACGCUUUUCUGUCGGACUUGGAUUGGAAUUGUGUAUACCUCAGGUCUGGUGAUAGGCUUUUCUAUGACUCCACCCAUCCUCGACAGCUCCAGAGACGAACUCGUGAUCCCCGUCCACAAAACGCUCACUCUUACAUGCAGGGGACAACGCACUCUGGCCUGGGCCUGGCCCGAUCAGACUGUGGUUGGACAGGAGCUAACCGACCGUCAGGCCCAGCUUCCGAGCACCAGGGCCCCUGGUCAGAGGGUCGCAUUAGUCAGCGAGUGUUCAGGGCGACCUGGGAGGCCCUACUGCAAGAGGCUGGUCCUGAACGGGGCGCAGGGAAAAGACACGGGCCACUACCGCUGCUAUUAUAAGGAUGUCAAGGCCGUCAUUGACGGCACCACUGCCGUCAGCGUUUAUGUCUUUGUGAGGGACCCUGAGCAUCCCUUCCUCCGGAGAGACGGCGACAGCAACCUGGAGACCAUUUUAAUCACACGCUUCUCCACGCAAGUCGUAGUGCCGUGUCUGGUCACAGUGCCGGAUCUGAAUGUCACUCUCCACACGUAUUCCACGCCUCUGGAGGGUAAUGGGAUGAUGUGGGACAACAAGCGAGGCUGGUCCAUCCCCAGACAGAUCAUAGACAGCGUGCCGAUGCUCAUUGGAUUUGUUUGUUCCGCCAUGCUGGGAGGCAAACCAUACCAAUCUGCCAACUAUGUGAUCCACACCACAGGAAGUCGGGUUUACGAUGUCAAGCUGUUUCCUGAGGACCCGGUGGAGCUGAUGGUGGGGGAGGCCCUCACCCUGAACUGUACAGCGCUGGUGGAGUUUGACACCGGGGUGGACAUUCAGUGGUCGUACCCUGGCAAAGAGACCAACAGUUGGGUGGAGAUUAAAACCUAUCGAGAAUCUCUGGCUCACGCCACAGAGGCUGUUAGCAUUCUGACCAUCCGUGACGUCAAUGUCACCGACACCGGCCCCUACAGCUGCAACGUCACAAGCAUGGACACAACUCUAACCCAUCAAACUCAGGUCAUAGUUUAUGAAAGGCCAUUUAUCAACCUCGACUACAGAAAUGGACCUGUGGUGGAGGUAACAGCUGGCCAGAAGUCCUUUAAAUUACAAGUAAAUGUCUCGGCCUUCCCCACACCUGAAACGCAAUGGUAUAAAGACGGAAAGCUGAUAAAUCAGCGGCCAGAGUUUAAGAUGAAGAGGAUGAAGAUGCACCUUAACCACGCUUUGGAGAUUAAGGAUGUUUGUCAGGAGGAUUCUGGGAUCUACACGGUGAUGCUGAAAAACAGUGCCGAUGCGCUGGAGAAGAGGCUCAACAUCACUCUGGUUGUCAACGUUCCACCUCAGAUUCAUGAGAAAGAAGUGGCUGACCCGUCUAACCCGUACCCGAGCGGCAGCAGCCAGACCCUCACAUGCACCGCCUAUGGCUUACCUGCACCCAAUAUCAGCUGGGAGUGGAGGGCCUGGGGUCCCUGUGUCCUCAACAGCACCCAAAGCAGACUAGUCCGACGAGACAGGAAGAGCCGGAGUGACGGGAUCGCAGACUGUCAGAACUGGCAGGGCAUUAACUCGGAAAAUGCCAUGAACGAAAUUGAAGAUAUUGAAACCAAAGUCCAAGUGGUGGACGGACGACAAAAGACCGUCGGCAGGCUCCAGAUCCGCAAUGCCAGUGUUUCUGUCAUGUACAAGUGUUCUGCUGACAACAAAGUGGGCAGAGAUGAGCGGCUGAUUUACUUCUACGUAACCACCAUCCCUGAGGGCUUCAGUGUGGACUUUCAGCCCUCCGAGAAUCCUUUGGAGCAAGAGAAAGUGUCUCUGAGCUGCAGCGCCGACAAUUACACCUAUGAGCAGCUGCAAUGGUACCGCCUUGACCCCCAGGCCCUGCAGGAUGAGCAGGGUAAGCCUCAGAAGCUGGACUGCAACAGCGUCCACCUCUAUGCUGACACGCUUCAAGGCCAGCUCUCCUUUCAGGAGCCCACCAACAGCUGGGUCCUGGACUUCACCAUUCACUCCAUACAGCUGCAGGAUGAGGGUUAUUAUGUGUGUGAGGCUCAGAGCAGACGCAACGGGGAGAAACAGUGCCUGGUCAAAUACAUCUCUGUCAAAGCCCUGGAGGCGCCUCGGUAUAAACGCAGCCUCACCAACCAGACGGUGAAUGUGACCGAAUCUCUGCGGAUGGAGUGCGAUGUGGAGGGCAGACCUCUUCCCCGUCUCUCCUGGUUCAAAGACAACCAGCCUCUCCACCAGAUGUCAGGGAUCCAGCUGCAGGAUUCAAACCGCACGCUGAGUAUCCAGCGGGUUAGAGAGGAGGAUGCUGGUCUUUACACCUGCACCGCCUGCAACCAGCGUGGAUGCGUUCACUCCUCAGCCGCCGUCAGGGUCAUCGGGUCAAGUGACAAGGCCAGUGUGGAGAUCGUAAUCCUCAUCGGGACCGGAGUCAUAGCUGUUUUCUUCUGGGCUUUGCUCAUCCUCAUCUUCUGCAACGUGAAACGGGUGAACCCAGCAGACAUAAAGACGGGCUAUCUGUCCAUCAUUAUGGACCCGGGGGAGGUGCCACUGGAUGAGCAAUGUGAAUACCUGCCCUACGACUCAUCGCAAUGGGAGAUCUCCAGAGACCGCCUCAGACUGGGAAAGGUUUUAGGUCAUGGCGCCUUUGGAAAAGUAAUUGAAGCAUCAAUCUAUGGCAUCAGCAAGAGCAGCAGUUUGGACACCGUAGCUGUGAAGAUGCUGAAGGAUGGAGCCACAGCCAGCGAGCACAAAGCCUUGAUGUCCGAGUUGAAGAUAUUGAUUCACAUUGGUAACCAUCUGAAUGUAGUGAACCUGUUAGGAGCCUGCACCAAACCAAACGGUCCGCUGAUGGUGGUAGUGGAGUACUGCAAGUAUGGGAAUCUGUCCAACUUCCUACGGGCCAAGAGGGAAUUCUUCCUCCCCUACAGGGAUCGCUCACCGAAAACCCAAAGCCAAGUGAGGCGGAUGAUAGAAGCGGGUCAGAUGGACCAAAGAGCUCGUCAGCCGCCUUCUCCGUCCUCCACCCCGCUCACCGGCCCCCAGAGUCCCACAUCAAACACGACCAACCCGAAUCCCGCUGUGGAGAAAAUGGAGGAUUUGUGGAAGACUCCUCUGACGAUAGAGGACUUGAUUUGCUACAGUUUUCAGGUGGCUCGGGGGAUGGAGUUCCUGGCCUCCAGAAAGUGUAUCCACAGAGACUUGGCUGCCCGGAACAUUCUCCUGUCAGAGAGCAACAUCGUGAAGAUCUGUGACUUCGGCCUGGCCAGAGACAUAUACAAAGACCCCGAUUACGUCAGGAAAGGCAACGCUCGUCUGCCUUUAAAGUGGAUGGCUCCGGAGAGCAUCUUUGACAAGGUGUACACCAGCCAGAGUGAUGUAUGGUCUUUUGGAGUUCUCCUGUGGGAAAUCUUUUCACUCGGUGCCUCUCCGUACCCGGGUGUACAGAUUGAUGAAGAGUUUUGCAAACGUUUGAAAGACGGUGUCAGGAUGAGAGCACCAGAGACUGCCUCUCCUGAGAUAUAUGGCAUCAUGCUGGCCUGCUGGCAGGGCGAGCCCAAAGACAGGCCGAUGUUCCCAGCUCUGGUUCAGAUCCUGGGAGACCUGCUGCAGGACAACAGCCUACCUGAUGGAAAGGACUACAUCCCCCUGAACCACUCACAAAACUCAGAAGAUGAUGGUUUCUCACAGGCCUCAUCUGGUCCUGCAUCCGAGGAAGAACUGAGAAUGGCCUGUAACACUCUACCUACAAGGUAUUAUAACUGCGUGCCUUUUGCCGGUUGUGCGUUUGUGGGCCCCUCCAAAAUAUGCCAGCCCAGGGUAAAGACAUUUGAAGAGUUGCCCCUGGAGAUGCAUCCACAGAAAGCUCCUCAGGAUAACCAGACAGACAGCGGGAUGGUUCUGGCCUCGGAAGAAUUUGAAAGAAUUGAACACAACCACAGGGGGACCGUGUUAAAAAGUCGAAUGGGCAGCAGCAGCAGCACGGAGCCUCUGACAGCCUCCCACAGUUCACCGGGUCAAAGCAGCAGCAGCUACAGGCAGCGUCCCAACUUCUUCAGCCAGCUGUCAGGACAGACCUUCUAUAACAACGAGUACGGACACCUGUCUGAGGAAGGCUUCUGUGACUUCUACUCCACACCAGACGCCCCCUGCCUCCCUUCCUCGAAUGUGUAAUCAAAGAUGUAGACCAAAGAAAGGAAGGGGUUAAAAAAAAAAAAAAAAGUGGUCAGCUCAGGUUAAGGAAGGACUUUGUAACAUCUCAGUAUCUGACAUGUAAUCAUUUACGAUUGAAGAUCAGGUUUUGACUUCUUUUGACCAGAAUUGACUUCUUUUCAUCUCAAAGUCCUUCCUUUCUCCUCUCGGGCUGCUGCCUCAACAAAUGGACUGAGCUACAUGUGCCUGACGUUCCUCUAACCAGCCACUGGGUGGCAACAUUAUUACAAAAACAAUCCAUAAGUAUUUUCUAUUCACACAUUUAUAUUUUUAGCUUUUAUAUACAAAGUAUUCUUCCUUUAUUUGUGCAAUUUAUGACUCAUAUAGGAAGAAAUAAAGAAGUUUAUCUGC
Messenger RNA from Acanthochromis polyacanthus (spiny chromis), 4923 nucleotides. It is a transcript of the gene flt4, whose product is annotated as fms related receptor tyrosine kinase 4. Gene Ontology annotation, molecular function: ATP binding; transmembrane receptor protein tyrosine kinase activity. Gene Ontology annotation, cellular component: signaling receptor complex. The transcript is spliced from 30 exons. The record is from RefSeq and is a predicted model, not a curated record. Bases 349 to 4533 code for a protein of 1394 amino acids. Gene Ontology annotation, biological process: protein phosphorylation; multicellular organism development; positive regulation of kinase activity. Lineage: Eukaryota; Metazoa; Chordata; Actinopteri; Pomacentridae.